This is a messenger RNA of Plasmodium relictum, 897 nucleotides long. Its product is annotated as conserved Plasmodium protein, unknown function. Bases 1 to 897 code for a protein of 298 amino acids. The transcript has a single exon. NCBI's taxonomy places the organism in Eukaryota, Apicomplexa, Aconoidasida, Haemosporida, Plasmodiidae. The record is from RefSeq and is a predicted model, not a curated record.
AUGAAAUUGAGGUUUAGAAUAAACAGUAUUUUAAAAAAAGAAAAAAAGGGUUUUAAUUUGUUUAUUUUACAUUACAAUAAUAUUAGUAUUUUAAAAAAUUACAACAACAAAGAAUGCAUUAAUAGAGAAAAAAUGAAAUUUCCAUUAAAAAGUAGAAAUGAUGACGAAAUUAACGAAAGUAAAAUGAAAAAAAAGCAACAGCAAAAAGACUGCUAUUUUUUCUUAAAUGACAAAUUAUUUUUUAAGCAUAUAAUGAAUAAAUUAUCUAACAAAAAAAUUUAUCCUGAAUAUAUUUCUAAUGAUUUUUUUUAUCACUUAAAUAAAUUUCAUAUAAAUUUUUUAAAUAAUUAUUUUAAUGAAUUUUUUUUUAAAUUUACCAAAACAUCUAAAAUAUUUUUCGGUGUAUUAUCAAGUUUUUGUAUAUUUUUAUGUUUUUUUUUAAUUACAUCAUCCAAUUAUUUAGAAUAUAACAUAAUAUUGAAGUAUCAUAUAAAGUUUAACUCUUUGCUUUUUUCUUUUUUUUCAUCUUAUUACUUGGGUUUACAAGUUGGAUCUUAUUAUUUUAAAAAUAUUGCUCACUAUUUCAAUUCUUUUAUUUUUUUACUUAGUUCCUUUUUAUCUAUUUUUAUAGCAGAUUACGAUAUAUGGGCAUCUUACUAUUUUUUAAGUGUAAAUUAUUUACUAUUUUUAGCUGUUAAUUAUUAUAAUUUAUAUUUAAAGAGAUUACCUAACUACAUUUUUAAAAAUGUAAAUAGACUAAUUUAUUUCUCUCUUUUAUCUAAUUAUAUAGCAAUAAAUAAAGGAAAAUAUAUUGAAAAAAAUAUCGAAUUACUAAAAAAUGAAAAUAGUGAGAUAUCCUUUUAUAAAUUAUUGAAAAUAAAGCCAUAUUUUCUAUGA